CGGGUUUCCGACCUGGUGUUUCGAGUCCCCUGUCUUUUCACACCCCCCAAAAGUAGAUUACGACGGUCUACUGCGAUCCGACGGUGUUAAACCUCGUCCUCUCUCCAUAACCCUUCCCUCCCCUCGCCAGCAUCCGCCGUUCGGACGACCGGCUGGAUUUCUCUCCUCAUCAUGUCGACUCCCUCCACCGCCACCGCGACACAUCCUACGCAUCACCAGCAACACUACGGAUACCCUCACCACCCGCCCUACCAACCGAACCCUUCGUAUCCGACCACGUCCGCUGCGGCCACCUCUCGCCUCGCCACCACUUAUCCCUACGCCGUCAAUCCGGCAACGGCCUCCUUGCCGUUCACGCAAUCUCCAAAGAUCGUCUCGGCGGCUCCCACGCCGACAACCACGGCAACCAUGGCCCCGACCCACAAUGGUAUCAGCGCGAGCACUGCCCCAACGCAGUCCGGAAGGAGGAAAAAGCCAGAUUGGGGCGAAUUCUACAAGAACGGCAUCCCCAAGGAAGUCAUCGUCAUCGAUGAUACCCCGCCGCCGGAGCAGUCCAACGGCGGCUCCUCUCGCAGUUUCGCGACGACAUCCACUGUGACGGCGGCCCCCAGCGGCAAUUUGCCUCAGCCCGCGGGAAAGAAGCGGCGCACCGGAGUCGAGACAGCAUACGAUGUAGGAUAUUAUGAUCGUCCAUCAUUUUCGAUCAAUCCUCAGCAUUAUGGAGAAGAUUCGUCGGCUACCUCGAUUUCAACGGAUCGGACGACGUCGUUGCAAACAACGGCGCCGACCUCGCUCUCGCAGGGAAGCUCUGGUGCGAGCAAUGGUGUUUACUACGAGGAUGCCAAUAUUGGCCAAAAACGGAAACGGGUGACCACCCGAAAAUCUGUUCGAGAUGAGCAGAAACGGCGAGAGUUGGAGAAUGCCGGCGAUGCGUUCUUGAAUUACAUCCCACCUCCCAAGCCGAUCAUCAAGGCGAAAGAUGUUCCAGUGCCUGUAGUCCGGGAUUACGCAAACCGAGGAGAAAAGUUUGAUGACGAUGAUGGCCAUUAUGUUGUAACGUCAGAUACCCCGUUAACAGACCGAUAUUCAAUCAUCAAGCUCCUUGGACAGGGGACAUUUGGGAAGGUGGUUGAAGCGUAUGAUAAGCAGCGGAAGACUCGCUGUGCAGUCAAGAUCAUUCGUUCCAUUCAAAAGUAUCGUGACGCGUCACGGAUUGAGCUUCGAGUGCUGUCCACUUUGGCUUCGAAUGACAGACAAAAUCGGAACAAAUGUAUCCAUCUGCGCGAUUGCUUUGACUAUAGGAACCACAUAUGCAUCGUCACCGAUUUGCUUGGGCAAAGUGUAUUUGACUUUCUGAAGGGCAACGGCUUCGUUCCAUUUCCCAGCAGCCAAAUCCAAAACUUUGCUCGUCAGCUUUUUACCAGCGUGGCGUUUCUUCAUGAUCUGAACCUCAUUCACACUGACCUAAAGCCCGAAAAUAUUCUCCUUGUUAGUAAUGCAUAUCAAACAUUCACGUACAAUCGCACGAUCCCAUCAUCGUCACACGCAAUCUCCCGCAGCGCGCGUCAAAGGCGUGUCCUGUUGGAUAGCGAGAUUCGUCUGAUUGAUUUUGGAUCCGCCACCUUUGAUGACGAAUAUCACUCCUCUGUCGUCUCCACCAGACAUUACCGGGCGCCUGAGAUUAUCUUGAAUCUCGGCUGGAGUUUCCCGUGCGAUAUAUGGAGUAUCGGAUGUAUACUGGUUGAGUUCUUCACCGGUGAUGCUCUUUUCCAGACCCAUGAUAAUCUAGAACACCUUGCCAUGAUGGAGGCCGUAAUAGGCGACCGGAUUGAUACUCGACUCGUGAGACAAGUGAUGCAAGGCGGUCGGAGUGGGAGCCAGAACCAGUCAUCUAAAUACUUCAAUCGCAACAAGCUCGAUUACCCUAACGACGAAACUACUCGUGCCUCACGGAAGUACGUGAGGGCGAUGAAACAAUUGACUGUAUGUCCUUGGUCAUCUAGCUCGCUUGCGGGAUCUGUGCUAAUUCUCGCAGGAUUUUAUUCCCACCACUACCAAGUUCCACCGUUUGUUCCUGGAUCUUCUCCAGCGCAUUUUCGUUUAUGACCCCAAGAAUCGGAUCUCCGCCAAGGAGGCUCUGAAGCACCCAUGGUUCAAAGAAUCACUCGUGGAUGAUGGCACCGAAGCUCUGCGGAUCGGGGAACAGUUGCAGCGCAACACCCAACGCCGCUAGGCUGCCUUUCCCAUGACCGGGUAUCUUUAUAGCGAACUCUCGUCGUGGGGUUGAUCUCGGGUCGAUA
Messenger RNA from Aspergillus alliaceus, 2300 nucleotides. Its product is annotated as putative protein kinase (Lkh1). The record is from RefSeq and is a predicted model, not a curated record. Gene Ontology annotation, molecular function: protein kinase activity; ATP binding. Gene Ontology annotation, biological process: protein phosphorylation. The coding region runs from base 172 to 2106 and encodes 644 amino acids. The transcript has 5 exons. NCBI's taxonomy places the organism in Eukaryota, Fungi, Ascomycota, Eurotiomycetes, Eurotiales, Aspergillaceae. Gene Ontology annotation, cellular component: nucleus.